Molecule: messenger RNA, 2549 nt
Organism: Closterium sp. NIES-67
Lineage: Eukaryota; Viridiplantae; Streptophyta; Zygnematophyceae; Desmidiales; Closteriaceae
Source: the annotation of a GenBank genome assembly
ACAAUUCGUCCCAUCGAGAAUUUUGCUUACCUAGUUAUACCCCCUUCUUGCUCCUAACCCCCCCAGAUUAGUAUUUCGAGCACAACGUCAGUAUCUUGCAAACGCAUGCUUGAUAUAUAGUUCCUCUCCCUUCCACAAGCUAAACCAUCCCGAGCAGUCCAACUGCCGAGAAAGCGUUACCCAUGCGAGUCGUUGCGCCUGGUCGUUAAUGAAGGUGGCGCUGGGGGCGCGGUGGUAGUGGGAUCGGCGAGCUGCUGUGCGCGCCUAGAGGCGGCAGCUGCAGGGAGCGGUACGGCUGAAUCCGUGUCAGCAUAACGGCGUGAGAGCAGCGAGGUUUCGGCGAUGCGGGGCGCGGCCCCCACAUGUUGCGCGCCGGCGGUGGAGUGCGCCGCCGUGGACGCCUUCCUCGCGCACCACGCCGUCUCGCCCAAGCCCGACCCCGUGCCCGCCUCGCUGCCCGUGGCCGCGUGCGCGUCGGCGGACUCGCUGUACGCAGAAGCGCUGCCCGGCGAGGCGGGGAAGGACGAUGUGCGGGUGCCGCGGGAGGACGACGGCAACGGCUGCUGUUGCCACGGGGACGCCGCCAUCGGAGCGUUGCGGCAUCGGCUACGGCAGCAGCGCGACGGGUUGUCGUUGGCGUCGCGCCCGCUGCUCACGCUGCGCUACUUCGCCCUCGCCGUCGCCGAGCAGCUCGCCGCUACCGCCGCCGCCAUCGGCGGGUCGCGGGCCAUGUGCGGCGCGCUGAUGGCGACGGGGUGGGCGCUGGCGCUCAUGGUGGCGCUGGACCGCGCCGACAACAAGCUAGUGCACGAGGCUCUCGCGUACCUGCGGUUCGGCGUGUGGUGGGUCUGCCUCGGCAUCGCGUCGUCCAUCGGAUUCGGCUCGGGGCUGCACACCUUCGUGCUGUACCUGUCGCCGCACCUCGCGCGCUUCACUCUCAAGGCCACGGCGUGCGGCCGCCCCGACAUCAAGCUCGCGCCGCACGACACGGCGCAGUGGGCCUCCGCCGCCUCGUGGGCCGCGCGCCACUGCUCCGCGCUGGGCCCGCCGCUCUUCCCUCACGUGCCGUCGGCGCACGGCGGCUUCCACGCCGUGCCGCUGGCGCUGCUGCUGCGCGCCGUGCUGCCCGAGGUGCUGCUGUGGGGCGCGGGCACCGCCGUGGGGGAGCUGCCGCCCUUCCUCGUCGCGCGCGCAGCGCGUCUGUCCGGGGAGAGCAUCAGGAGCCUGGAGGGGCAAGCGGGGGACGAGCAGGGCGAGGAGGACGAGGGCGAGCAGCACGACUCGUGGCUGCACCGCCUUUUCCUGCGCUUCCUGCCGCCCGGUCACCGCUUUGGCUUCGGCACCAUCUUCCUGCUCGCCGCUGUGCCGAACCCCAUCUUUGACCUGGCGGGCAUCACGUGCGGGCAUCUGCUCAUCCCGUGCUGGAAGUUCCUCCUCGCCACGCUGCUCGGCAAAGGCAUUGUCAAAACAACGUUGCAGGCGGCGGCGGUGGUGUUUCUCUUCCACGAGCACUCGGUGGACCUCAUCGAGUCGCUGCUGGAGCGCCUCCUCAGCCACCUGCCCUUCCUCUCCUCGCUGCUGCCGCCUCUCCUCGCAGCGCUUGACUCCGCCAAGCAGCGCGUGGCCGAUGGCGACGCUGUGGUGGUGGCGGCGUCGCCGCUGUCGCUGGGUGCGGUGUGGUCGGCCGUGGUGACGCUCAUGAUCCUCUCCUUCCUCGCCUCCGUCGUCACCACCACGGCGCGCACGCACCUGCUGCGCUGCCACGCGCGCCAGCUGCUGCACGCACAGCAGCGCCACCGCCACGCUCUCUGCUCCCUGCAUGGCAUUGCCGCACAGGCAGUGGGCAGUGGGGGGGAGGUGCAUGCAAGCAGAGAGGGGGCGGAGGCAGGAGCAGCAAGGGGGAGUGAGGGUGUGGCGGACGUGCCUCUUGGGCGGAUGCUGUCAGGCAGUGAGAGUCAGUCGGGGGAUGAGAGCGAAGGCCUUCUUACCUGACCUUGCAUUGCCAUGCUGUGGCGAGCAUAAGGAUCUUGGUUGGCACAUUCGGGUGGGGUGCUGUAAAAGAGGCCAUGCCAUUGGAUGGUCAUGGUUUGAGCUGCCCCAACCUGCUGCUGUGGCGGCACCUAUGGCAUGGGGUGCCACAGCACACAUGAAGCAGAGUGCCUUGCACCUGCACCACAUGCUGCCAUGACUGCCUCCUCGUGCUCACUUACUGAGUUAUCACUGCGAUAUCUGGUACCCAUUCAGCACACCGACAGCCACAGAUCUCAUGCCCACUAGUUGUCUCGGGGCCCCAGCACACUCCCUGAACGUCGUUACUUCACCAAGUAGCAGUGAUAAGGUGUUUACCAGGGAAAGUGUACUAGUGCUCCAAAGAAAUGGUACCAGCCAUGUUGGCAAGUCCAUGGUUUAAGAAAUGGAAUAGGUGCUAAUGUCAAACAAGCUAGGAUAGGAUAGGUAGAGAAAGGGCCUCAGAUUGGUUCAGAGGUAUCCUAAUAGCUCAGGGUAGCCUGAUUUUUCAGAGCUCCCCCCAAAAAAAAACCCGAUGAGUA